This is a messenger RNA of Didymodactylos carnosus, 447 nucleotides long. Lineage: Eukaryota; Metazoa; Rotifera; Eurotatoria; Philodinida; Philodinidae. The record is from the annotation of a GenBank genome assembly.
AUGUCUCUGAACAAAUCUGGUCGACCUGAUCCUCAAUUGGAAGCUGAUUUUGAUAUUCGUGCUAAAAAUGUAGAACAAUGUUUAAAUGAAUUAGAACAAUUUCUAUCACCUCUUGAAAAAACAACAUAUUCGACAAUUCAUGAAACCAUAUCACCAUUAGAUCGGGCCCGAUAUGAUUUAACAGCAGCUUAUACGUUAAAUUCUUUAAUGUGGUCUUAUCUUCGUACACGAGGUAUUGAUCCAAAACAAACACAAUUAAAACCUGAAUUAGAUCGUGUUAAAUCGUAUAUGGAAAAAAUGAAAAUGAUUAUUGAUAAACAAGAUGCGCCUAAAGUAGAUAAAAGUGCAGCUGUCAGAUUAUUAAGAAAUGCAUUAUGGCAAAAAGCACAAGGAAAAAAUACGAAAACAGAUUCAGAAACAAAUGAAAAUUCUGAUAUGACCACUUGA